Dacryopinax primogenitus is the source of this 858-nucleotide messenger RNA. Its product is annotated as S-adenosyl-L-methionine-dependent methyltransferase. Bases 1 to 858 code for a protein of 285 amino acids. The transcript has 3 exons. The record is from RefSeq and is a predicted model, not a curated record. Lineage: Eukaryota; Fungi; Basidiomycota; Dacrymycetes; Dacrymycetales; Dacrymycetaceae. Gene Ontology annotation, molecular function: S-adenosylmethionine-dependent methyltransferase activity.
AUGGCAGCCACACUCAAACACCUCGGUUCCGAAGUCCACGAAGUCGCCCAGCGCGGAUUCGGGAAAGGCACAAACGAGCACUAUGAUUUCGCGCGCCCGAAUUUCCCUGUAACAGCUAUCGAGAAGAUCUGGGAGCAGCUGCCGAAGAAGGAUGGCCCCCUGAACAUCGUCGACAGAAUGGGAUGCGGCACGGGACUGUUCACGCGUUCCCUGCUCGCCCACCCCGAAUUCUCCAAGCACACAGGUGCACUUCUCGCGACCGACCCCUCCGAAGGAAUGCGGAGCGUGUUCACCCAGCGCCUGGCGCACGACCCGCGCGUGCGAUGUGAAGAGGGUACAUUUGACCGUCUCCCUGUCGAGGACGGAUGGGCGGAUCUGGUCGUCGCGGCCCAGGCGUGGCAUUGGUGCCCGGAUCACGAUAAGGCAUUGACCGAGAUCCACCGCAUCCUCCGUCCCACCGGCCUUCUAGCCCUCAUCUGGAACCUCGAAGACCGUGACACGGCCUGGGUCGGCCAACUGCGUGACGCAUACGAGCCGUUCGAGCUCGGCACGCCCCAGUUCCGCCUCGGCCUCUGGCGCACGACAUUCCAGUGCGAGGCAUACAAGAAAUGGUUCGAGAGCGAGAAGGAAGGGGACGUGGACCACCUCGUGCCUACGACGCGGGAGGGGGUGGUGAACCGCGUGUUUAGCAAGAGCUAUAUGACGGGCGUGCAGGGUCACGAGAGGGAGGAAGUCACUAAGAAGCUUGAGGAGAUCGUAGAUCGUGGAGAGGGCAAGCAGUGGGUGGACAAGGAGAAAGGUGUGUUUAAUUGGCCGUACAGGACGUAUGUUAUCACGUGUAAGUUGAAGGGCCAGUGA